UGGGGGCAGGGUCCUAGCUGUACAUUACCCACCAGAGAGAGACAGCUGGAGCCAGUCCCCCAAACAGCCCCUCCCCAACAGCACAGCUAGGCUGCCCUCCUCUGACUUGGGGGGGGGGAAUCCCCACAACCUCAAAGGUGCAUCAUACUCACACCCCCAAACGGCUGCAUAGGAAACACAAACCAUGCGCCAGGCGGAUGCAACUUUGCCUGAGUCUGCCGAGAGCCUGAGCCCAUUGCUCAGAGAGGCAGGCCGGCCCCAACCGUCGCCGGGUUUUCCCUCCCCGCCCCAGCUCUGCCGGUGCCCCUAACUCCCAGCCCUGGCUGGGGCCCUUCGCAGAGCCCAACUUCCCCAGGCCCCGGGCGCUCAGCGUUGGUCGGUGGUUUCUUCUGCGCUUCCUGUUGAAAAAAGUCCCCGCAACGCGGAAGUUCCCUAGGUCGAGAUCAGGGAGGGGAGAGACCCUGAGAACCCGCCGGGGGCUGGAGCCAGGAGCCAGCAUGAGCCGGGGGUCCAGGCCAGGGGCGCGAGCGCAGCAGGAGAACGUCGCCUCCCAUCUCCUCCUGGAUCAUGAAAACCAGCAGGUGUUUGAGCUCCUGGGCCGGAAAUGCACGACCCUGGCCACGUCGGUGGCCCAGCUGUACUGGGCCCUGCCCCCCAACAGCCAGGUCUGGGGUAAGCAGGGCUGCGGGGUCCUGUGCCUGGUCAAGGACAACCCCCGGCGCUCCUACUUCAUCCGCCUCUUCAAUAUCAAGGAGAGGAGGCUGACAUGGGAGAUGGAGCUCUCCAGCCAGCUGGUCUAUUCCGCCGUCACCCCCUAUUUCCACACGUUCCCCGGGGACGAAUGCCAGGCCGGGCUGAACUUUGCGGAUGAGGCUGAGGCCCACAACUUCUACACGCUGGUGCAGGAGAAGGUCCAGAAGCAACAGCAGAGGAUGGAGAAACGGCAGCUCCCCCCGCCACCUCCCCCGGUCAAUGAAGAGCGACGGGCGAUGACGCUGCCCCGAUCCCCGAUGCCCGGGGGAGACAUGAAUGGUCCCAGCAAACAGCCGAAUUCCCCCUCCUCCUCCUUGAACCUGAUGACGAUGGACAUCCAGAACCCGGACAUCACCUCAUCCCGGUACCGGGGGCUGCCGGUGCCCACAGCCGCCGAGAAGAAGAAGGGCAAGAAAAAGAUCUCCAAGGCCGACAUCGGCGCCCCAAGCGGAUUCAAGCAUGUCACCCACGUCGGCUGGGACCCCAACACUGGUUUUGAUGUGAAUAACCUGGACCCCGACCUGAAGACGCUUUUCUCCCAGGCCGGGAUAAGCGAGGCGCAGCUGACCGACGCAGAGACCUCCAAACUCAUCUACGAUUUCAUUGAAGGCCAGGGUGGGCUGGAGGCUGUGAAGGAGGAGCUGAGACGCCAGGGUCCAGCACCUCCUCCGCCCCCCAUGACCCGGUCCGGGCCCCUCCCUCCCCCACCCCCUGCCUCAACGAGGGGCAGGUCUGGCCCAUUGCCCCCCAUCCCAGGCGGCCCCCCACCUCCCUCAUCUAUGCCAAAUAGGGGGCCGGUUCCCUCCCAUCCCCCCAGGGGGCAUCUGCCCCCUCCUCGUGGGCCCCUUCCCCCUGUCUCCCGGUCUGGUCCGCCCCCCCCACCGCCUGCUGCUGGGGCAGCCCCCCCACCCCCACCUCCCCCGCCGCCCCCUCCGCCUCCAGUCUCUUCAGGGCCUUGUCCCCCUCCCCCACUUCCUUCAGGGGGGGUCAGCUCCCCAGGGAGCCAGCCUGCUCCCCCCCAAAAGGGACGUGGGGCCCUGCUGGACCAGAUCCGCCAAGGCAUCCAGCUCAACAAGACCCCCGAGAUGCUGGACUCCCCGCCGCCCGCACAGAGCUCCGAGGGCCUGGUGGGGGCGCUCAUGCACGUCAUGCAGAAGCGGAGCAAAGUGAUCCACUCCUCGGACGAAGGCGAGGACAAUGGCGGGGACGAGGAGGACGAUGAUGAAUGGGACGACUGAGCACCGUCCCCAGCAAGAAAAGCUCCCCCCCUUCUGCACCCCCACCCGCACUGGGUGCUGUCCCCCACUCCCCUGUGAUUCCCCAGCCUGCCUGGCCCCUUUGCAAUAAAGACAGCUCUCUGCUUGA
Molecule: messenger RNA, 2118 nt
Organism: Caretta caretta (loggerhead turtle)
Lineage: Eukaryota; Metazoa; Chordata; Testudines; Cheloniidae
Gene: WAS
Product: WASP actin nucleation promoting factor
Biological process (GO): actin filament polymerization
Cellular component (GO): actin filament
Molecular function (GO): actin binding
Source: RefSeq, a predicted model, not a curated record